AGUCGGCUGUCUCAGCGCGCCUGCGCCCAGCGGCCCUGCGCGCAGUGAGGCUGUGGCGGGGGAAGGCACCGGUGGGGCCGACGGGCGGGUUGAAGGAGGGAAGCGGGCGAGCGAAGUCCCAGUGCGCGCCGCGGCAGCUCGGGCACCCUCCCCUUCCGGGCGUGAGUCGCUGUGAAAAGAGCUGAAGCGAGCGGACUCGCACCGGCAGCGAGGCGCCGCUCCCGCCGCCUCAGCCCGGCCUCCCUCGGCUCCGGCGCUCCGGUCGCGGGGCCCGGGUUCCUCGGCACACCCCGCUCCAGCCGCCCCCAGAGCCUGUCCCCAGCCCUUCGGAAGCCCCGGCGCCAGCCCGGGCCGUCGGCGGGGAGGAUGACGGAGCUGCAGUCGGCACUGCUACUGCGAAGACAGCUGGCAGAACUCAACAAAAAUCCAGUGGAAGGCUUUUCUGCAGGUUUAAUAGAUGACAAUGAUCUCUACCGAUGGGAAGUCCUUAUUAUUGGCCCUCCAGAUACACUUUAUGAAGGUGGUGUUUUUAAGGCUCAUCUUACUUUCCCAAAAGAUUAUCCCCUCCGACCUCCUAAAAUGAAAUUCAUUACAGAAAUCUGGCACCCAAAUGUUGAUAAAAAUGGUGAUGUGUGCAUUUCUAUUCUUCAUGAGCCUGGAGAAGAUAAGUAUGGUUAUGAAAAGCCAGAAGAACGCUGGCUCCCUAUCCACACAGUGGAAACCAUCAUGAUUAGUGUCAUUUCUAUGCUGGCAGACCCUAAUGGAGACUCACCUGCUAAUGUUGAUGCUGCGAAAGAAUGGAGGGAAGAUAGAAAUGGAGAAUUUAAAAGAAAAGUUGCCCGCUGUGUAAGAAAAAGCCAAGAGACUGCUUUUGAGUGACAUUUAUUUAGCAGCUAGUAACUUCACUUAUUUCAGGGUCUCCAAUUGAGAAACAUGGCACUGUUUUUCCUGCACUCUACCCACCUAUUGCUGGACUUCUGUUGUACAAGUUGGCAAACACUGGCUGGAACUGGGCUGCAAUAAAACAUGCCAGUUAUCAAUGCUGACAAGAGCCUAACAAGUGCCAACUUACAGAUGAUUACGCAUUUGGAAUUCUAAUGAACUGUUUUAACCUUCAGGAAGAAUUGUAAAGACCUGUACAUAGCACAACAUGAUCCGGAUAAUAUAUAUACUGUUCAUGUACAUCCACAAAUACACCUUGUACCAAAUAAUGCUUUCUUGUAGUAGAAUAAGAAUCGUGUAAAUUCUAAAAGAUUUUAGCAGGUUUUCUUUCCUAUUCAUUGUUUCUUAUCAGUUUAAAAGGAUUCCUUUAAGCAUGUCAGAUGAAAAGCAAUUAGGAUUAAAAGUUUCCAUUUAAUUUCCCUUAAACCAUUGAGGCUUCAUUAAACUCUUUUCACUUACUAAACUUUUGUAUCUUCUUUGUUUUGACACACUCCCCUUUGCUUUUAUCUCUUAUCUGCCAGAAUGUUCUCAAAUGAUUUAGUUCCAAUACUGAAAUACUUAAUGAGCAAUUACUUGAUUUUUAAUGAUGACUUUGAAGGAGUCAUCACUAGGUGCUUUGUCCUUUUUAUAUUCUAGUUGCACCCACCUCUUGGAUUGGAUAUAGCAAUAACAUUUAUUGGCUGUUGUGAGCUCUUGAUCCCAGUCAUUACCCCCCGAGAACUACAAAUAGAUGGUUCUUAAUUCAACUUACGGAAAAUUUCCCCCAAACAAUAGCAAAUCUGACUUUUCCCCCUUCAGUUGCCUGGUAUUAAGGUUGGAUAAAUGAAGCAUGCACAGCUACAGGCUUUCUACUUAACUUCUGGGUUUGCUAUUACAAAUACUAUUUACUCUCAUACCGUUCUCCUUAGUCCUUCAUAUUUCUUUGCCUCUAUUCUUCUAUACUGCAGAUUUUUCUCACCUAUUGUACAAAGAAAUUGCGAUGUAUAUUUUCAUGUAAUUUGAUUUUGGAAUUCUGUCACCUUAUGUAGUGAGUUCUUCCAAAAUAUAAUUUUUUUUCAAUAAUUGUCAAGUUGUUGGCUUUUAUUGUAUUGAAUGAAGGCUAUAAUACUGAAUGCCAGAGAAGUGGUUUAGGAAAAUCUCAGGUUGAUUCCUUAUGCAAAUGAACUUUUAAUACUUGAAAAUCACAUGGCCAUGGCAGUGUAUGUAUUUGGUUCUAUCUGGACUCUCAUGUGAAUCUAAAAGCAUUACAGGGGUAAACACUUUGCUAUGUGACGUAUCCCAUCACUAACAAUAGUACACUUGGAUUUGAUUAAUGUUUGAGCUUAAAUAUAUUUCCUAUCAUACCGUUUUCUGAAACAACUUAAGCAAUUGGUAAAAUGAACAUGUGCAGUGUUAAAGGCAGGCCCUAGGCUCCUUCAUGUUGAUUGUGAGGUUGUGUGUGGGAAGUAGUCUUUGGCUUAUAAGGGAUAGAACUUGAAACAGUAGCAGAUGGGACAUGGUGUUUGAUUGUGAGAAUCAGUGAGAAUUCGUGCAUCUCUGCUCUGUGGGGUUUGCAGAAAUGCUUUGGCAGAAGAGUGAAGGAACUGCUGCCAAGAGCCCAGACCUCUACAAACGUUGUAUGUCCUUUUUUAAGCAGAAAUAAAAUGGUUGAGGAUGUCGUCA
This is a messenger RNA of Chlorocebus sabaeus (green monkey), 2604 nucleotides long. It is a transcript of the gene UBE2G1, whose product is annotated as ubiquitin conjugating enzyme E2 G1. Lineage: Eukaryota; Metazoa; Chordata; Mammalia; Primates; Cercopithecidae. The record is from RefSeq and is a predicted model, not a curated record.